This is a messenger RNA of Malus domestica (apple), 1221 nucleotides long. Its product is annotated as UPF0481 protein At3g47200-like. Lineage: Eukaryota; Viridiplantae; Streptophyta; Magnoliopsida; Rosales; Rosaceae. The record is from RefSeq and is a predicted model, not a curated record.
AUGCCUCAACAUCUCUUGGAAAUAAAUGAGAAGGCCUACCAACCUCAUAUAGUUUCCAUCGGUCCUUAUCACUAUGGCGACACGCGUGUGGAGAUGAUGCAGCAGCAUAAACGGAGAUUUCUUCGUGAUCUACUUGCGCGAACACCAUCAAAUGGCCGGAGACUUGAUCACUACAGGCAGGUUGUAGCAUCAAUGGAAGAAAGCAUACGAGGGUGCUAUUCGGAGACAAUCGAUUUAAGCAGUCAUGACCUAGUUGAGAUAAUGGUGUUGGAUGGCUUGUUUACUGUUGAGCUCUUUUGCAAAGUUGGAAGGAAGUCACCAAGUGAUCCAGAUGAUCUUGCAAGCUUGUCACCAAGUGAUCCAGAUGAUCCCAUCUUUAACUUGGCAUGGGUAUUUCCUAACCUCAUACGCGAUCUUUUGCGUUUGGAAAACCAAAUUCCUUUCUUCGUUCUUCAAAAAUUAUUCGAUGAAUCAAAAGCAUCAAGAGAAGAUAGUGAGUCAUCCCUUGCCAAACUUGCUUUGGAAUUCUUUAAUCAUGCAGUAGAAAGAACUGAUAUCAGUACUACUGAAGAAAAACAUUUACUCGACUUACUUCGCUUAAGUUUUAUUCCUAAACCUUAUGAUCAGUCACCUCAAGGUCCAGCUAGAAAUAUUCGUCCAUUAGUUCAAUUGAUCCGAUCUGCGAAAAAGCCUCUACAAGGAACAAGGAAGGCAGUGAAAAAGUUUGUAGCAGGAAUUAAGUCCAAGACAAGGAAGGGAAAUACCUCUGCAUCGAUUGAAUUCAUUCAAUCAGCCGAAAAGCUUCAUCUUGCUGGAAUUAAGUUCAAGACAAGGGAUGCGAUGAGCAUCUUGGAUAUAAGAUUUUGCAAAGGAGUGCUCGAAAUUCCACACAUAGUACUAGACGAUCUACGCACUCUGCUGUUGUGCUCCUACUACUUACCGCUUUUCAAGUCGUCCUUGCUUGUUUUGUGUAUUUCCGUCCCCCAAAAUCUGGGGGAUAGGCCUUACCAUCAUAUUCCAAAGCAUUGUCCUCUAGCUGUUGGAUCGGUCAUUGCCGACAAAGGAUAUACUGGGGUUGUUGCUCGGGACUCUUCUGGCACCUUUAUUGCUGCUAGGAGAAGUAGUAUUGAUGCUCCUUCGGCUGCUGCAGCUGAAGCGGUUGCGAUCCACCAUGGUUACGAGUUGGGUGUUGCUUUGGGAGGGAGGCUUUUCCAGCGCUGA